UGCUAAGAAAUAUACCUGGAAUUUGUUCUCAAAUAGGUACAAUUUUUGGAAUGCCGAAUGCGAAUACUAUCAAGACAUCAAUAGGGAGUCAAUGAUGAAUCUAUUGGAUAGCACAUCUGAUCAAGCAGACUUCCAAUUAAUAGUCCUCAUCGUCACUACUAUAUACGCGAUCGUAUGCUGUGUUGUGUUAGAAAUAAUUUCUCUAUGUAUGAUAUGCCAAAAGGGCAAGGAGAACUCAAAAUUUCAGAUGAUCUCCUUCGGAACUGUCUUAGUCUUACUCCUAGUCCUAACCUACCUGUUCUGGAACUGUGUCUCUAGUUCAAAUGGAUUUGAGAAGGAAAUGACUGAGAUCAGAGAGACUGAAUGCUCAAGCAACUAUGACAAUCUCAUGUUCAAGAACUACGGUGAUACCUUGGUCAGUGGCAGAAGUUAUAAUUACUGGGGAAUGAUAUUGGCAGCUCUUUCUUUGGUUCUUACUUUGCUUUAUGUGAUAUUUCAAGUAGUCAAAAACAACUUAUUCUCUGUCCAGAAAUAA
Molecule: messenger RNA, 535 nt
Organism: Moneuplotes crassus
Lineage: Eukaryota; Ciliophora; Spirotrichea; Euplotida; Euplotidae
Source: the annotation of a GenBank genome assembly